Euleptes europaea (tarantolino) is the source of this 1381-nucleotide messenger RNA. RefSeq names its product KLF transcription factor 15 (gene KLF15). Lineage: Eukaryota; Metazoa; Chordata; Lepidosauria; Squamata; Sphaerodactylidae. Bases 40 to 1251 code for a protein of 403 amino acids. The transcript is spliced from 2 exons. The record is from RefSeq and is a predicted model, not a curated record. Gene Ontology annotation, biological process: regulation of transcription by RNA polymerase II. Gene Ontology annotation, molecular function: DNA-binding transcription factor activity, RNA polymerase II-specific; RNA polymerase II cis-regulatory region sequence-specific DNA binding.
UUCAUGCUGGUGGGAUAGCCAUAAAGAGAUCAUCCAGGAAUGGUGGAUCACUUGCUUCCUGCGGACGAAUCUUUCUCAUCCAUGAGGCCCGCUAUUGGAUACUUUGGGGACAUGACAGCUGUUGGGCAGUCAUACCAAAUGCUGCCUUCCCCCUUGUCAGAAGACGACAGCGAUUCAUCAAGUUUUUGUUCGUGUUCCAGCCCUGAUUCCCAGGUUCUUGGCUCAAGCUAUGGGAGCUCAUCGAGUAUGGAGAGUCAGGACAGUAUCUUGGACUACCUGUUGUCCCAAGCAUCUUUUGGGAACAGCCCUUCCUCUUGGUGGGACAAAAGGAGACUUCAGCCCAUUGUGAAGGAGGAACAUUUUAGGAUGCCAGAGUUCAUGGUGGAGAUGGAAGAUUCUGGACCGUUUCAGCCCACCCUGGAGGAGAUUGAGGAGUUUCUAGAAGAGAACAUGAAGGCAGACUUCAAGGAAGGGCCUAAAAGUGAGACCAAAGACAUAAGAGCGUGUAGCCAGAUUACCAUGGCUUCCAUACAGCAAAAAGACCACAUGGUGCCAAGUAAUAGUUUAAAAGAUAGCAAAAGUGAACAGGCAAGCAGCCCGCUGGAAAGUAGCCAUGCAUCAAAUGGAGCCAUGUCCCUUGAUGGAGGGAUACCGGUCAUGCUCCAAAUCCAACCAGUACAAGUGAAACAAGCAACAGACACGAGCCCAAGUUCACAAGGACCAGUGCAAGAGAACAUUAAAAUUGCACAACUCUUAGUCAACAUCCAAGGGCAGACCUUUGCACUUGUGCCACAGCUUGUUCAAUCGUCCAACUUGAACUCAUCCUCCAAAUUUGUUCGCAUAGCCCCAGUUCCAAUUGCUGCAAAACCUCUUGGGCCAGGAGGUACAAUCCAGGGUCAAACUGGGGUACUCAUGGGUCAAAAGUUUCAAAAGAACCCUGCAGCCGAACUUAUUAAAAUGCACAAAUGUACUUUCCCGGGAUGUACCAAGAUGUACACCAAAAGCAGCCAUUUGAAAGCCCACCUGAGAAGGCACACAGGAGAAAAACCUUUUGCAUGUACUUGGCCUGGUUGUGGAUGGAGGUUCUCCCGAUCAGAUGAGCUCUCUCGACAUAGGCGGUCCCACUCCGGAGUGAAGCCUUAUCAGUGCCCCGUGUGUGAGAAGAAAUUUGCUCGAAGUGACCACUUGUCCAAGCAUGUCAAAGUUCACCGGUUCCCUAGGAGCAACCGCUCCAUGCGUUCCGUUAACUGAUGCCUCCCGGCGUGCACCUUUUCACUUGUCCGUCCAACAACAGCCGCUGGCAGCACUUUGUUCUGCGUCUUUCUCGUGAUAAUUUAUUGGUCUCCGUGUAACAGGCCGCAUCAUGACUUAACAGAGCCCG